Messenger RNA from Pleurotus ostreatus (oyster mushroom), 966 nucleotides. RefSeq lists its product as uncharacterized. The record is from RefSeq and is a predicted model, not a curated record. Bases 1 to 966 code for a protein of 321 amino acids. The transcript has a single exon. NCBI's taxonomy places the organism in Eukaryota, Fungi, Basidiomycota, Agaricomycetes, Agaricales, Pleurotaceae.
AUGACCGUUGGCAGUAAGAUAGCAAGCAACAGCAACAACAUGUCGUUCUAUCUCCUUUGCGGUAUAGUGACAACUAUUGUCCUUACCAGUUCAUCCUCUCCUUUUUAUUUUCCUCGUUUAUCGACGUCGCCAACAGCGCAAACUCAGCAAAUUAUAACUUAUAUACAGAAUUUACGCGACACCGCCGGCUUUGAAACCGGCGGUAUCCCGCGCCCCCAGAUCCCCUCCCUAGCCCUACCCUCCCUCCCCAGCCUCCCGCUCCAGCACACCUUCUUCCGCGACCCACGCGACCUUAUCCCAUGUAUCGCCUUGUUUGCCGUUUUUGUCGGCCUAUUCAAACACAAAAUCGACAUCACCGAGCGCGACAUCGCCUUGAUUACCCAUAUCUCGGCUUUCGCAGCAGCAUCCCCCAACAAUCCCCACACUCUGCUUCUCGACAUUGAUCCCACUGUCUACCGCCAGAUCGCGGCCCAUCUCCGCCGGUUGACUCCCCCGGAGUAUUUCCCGAGCCAGUCGCGCUGGGAUACCCACACCAUUAUGCUCGCAUGGGAGCCCCUAUGGCGCCUCUGCGCCAAUACCCUUGCUUCCACGCACGAUAACGACCCAGCACGCCGGGCGCUGAGUGCCUUCUAUUCCCAGCCCACUGCCGCGCAGUUCCGCGCAUCAGACCACGGUCCUAGCGUCCAGACGCUGAUCGAGUCCGCAAACCCACUUUUGCGCGAGGGGGUCACCCCUAACGCUUCCCCUUUCCUUUCCACCUCUGUUGUCGGCCGUCCACUGGUCGCCUUCACACGAUGGAUUUUCGGGAGCCAGAAUGAACGUGGUAGCCCAGCCCCAGGUAACGUAGAAGCUGGGAACGGUGCCCGACGCGAUGGUAACGGUGCCGCAUUCAUUCCGGAAUGGAUGCCUAUGGCUGCCGGGAUCAUCGUCGCCUCGAUUCUUCACGCAUCGGAGGCAUCCGUAUAG